This is a messenger RNA of Rhineura floridana, 7025 nucleotides long. RefSeq names its product phosphatidylinositol 4-kinase beta (gene PI4KB). Gene Ontology annotation, cellular component: membrane; cytoplasm. NCBI's taxonomy places the organism in Eukaryota, Metazoa, Chordata, Lepidosauria, Squamata, Rhineuridae. Gene Ontology annotation, molecular function: 1-phosphatidylinositol 4-kinase activity. The coding region runs from base 529 to 3066 and encodes 845 amino acids. Gene Ontology annotation, biological process: phosphatidylinositol phosphate biosynthetic process; phosphatidylinositol-mediated signaling. The record is from RefSeq and is a predicted model, not a curated record. The transcript has 14 exons.
UCCUUUCCCCCCCUCCGAGCAGGCACUUGAGUAGCCACCUUACGGCCCUUUCCCCCAUUGCCACCAAUGGGUCCUGAGAGGGGUCCUUCGCCUACUCAGCGAGGGGGCGGGGACUAAGUGUCAAGGAUAAUACAUAUAAAAAAAUAAAAUCCCCUCAUUCUGUAUGCGAGGGGGUGAAAAGCAAGUUUGAUUUCAAGUGGCUUCGGAGCGUUGUUAGUUCGGUGCGAGGGGAAGGACCCUCCGGCAGCGCUUCAGGCAGCCCCGGAGCUGGGCCCGGCGACGGCGGCGGUUGGAGGGGAGAGUCCGCGGCGGGGCGCCUGGCUGGCUCGGUCCGCCCACCCCUGCCCUCGGCUCUCUCCCAGGGGCACGGCUGGAGCUGUGAAGGUUCAUCGCAAAGAAUCCCUUUGAGUCUCCAUCUUCAGAGAUGGCUGACUCGGCUGGUGUUGCAGGCGAGCAUCUGAGCACGGGCAAACUUCCCCCUUGGAGGAGAACGAGAGAGCUUUGAAUGAGCACAGACCCACCUUGGAUAUGAGUGACUCUGCUGUAGACGUACCACUACCAGGGGAGCCAUUGGAGGAGGCGCCACCCAAAGGAAAUGGAGGGACAACGGCAGCAGCCCUCGGGGUCAUCACAGAGGGCGUUAGCGAGCUGGCAGUCAUUGACCCCGAGGUGGCCAAGAAAGCCUGCGAGGAGGUGUUGGAGAAGGUCAAGUUGAUGCAAUGUAUCUCGUCAGAUGGCUCCAUUCGGCUGAAGGGCAAGGGGGCGGGGGGCACUCGCCGGCCUGGCCUGGCCUUGCUGAACGGCAGCCCCGGGGAGUGCUGCGAGAUCAGGUGCCUGGACGAUCCACCCAAUAAGAUACAGGAGGAGGAGGAGAACAUGCCCAACUCAGUGAAGAGUGCCCGGCGGCGCCAGAAGAACAACUCAGCCAAGCAGUCGUGGCUGCUGCGACUUUUUGAGUCGAAGCUCUUCGACAUCUCCAUGGGCAUCUCGUACCUGUACAACUCAAAGGAGCCCGGGGUGCAGGCCUACAUCGGUAACCGGCUCUUCUGCUUCCGCAACGAGGAUGUGGACUUCUACCUGCCGCAGUUGCUGAACAUGUACAUCCACAUGGACGAGGACGUUGGGGACGCCAUCAAGCCGUACAUUGUCCACCGCUGCCGGCAGAGCAUCAACUUCUCCCUCCAGUGUGCCCUGCUGCUGGGCGCCUACUCCUCGGACAUGCACAUCUCCACCCAGCGCCACUCCCGCGGGACCAAGCUGCGGAAGCUCAUCCUCUCCGACGAGCUGAAGCCAGCUCACCGGAAGAGGGAGCUGCCGUCCCUCAGCCCGGCACCUGACGUGGGGCUCUCCCCGUCCAAAAGGACUCACCAGCGGUCCAAGUCAGAUGCCACCAUCGGCAUCCACCUCAGCAGCAACUUGAAGAGGACAGCCAGUAAUCCCAAAGUGGAGAGCGAUGACGAGGAGUUGCCAUCGAGUACGGAGAGCCUUGAUAGAUCAUUUUGCUCCCCCAUCCGACUUGCCCCAGAGCGAGAGUUCAUCAAGUCGCUGAUGGCAAUCGGGAAGCGCCUGACGACACUGCCGACCAAGGAGCAGAAGACGCAGCGCCUCAUCUCGGAGCUCUCCCUGCUCAACCACAAGCUGCCGGCCCGCGUCUGGCUCCCCACCGCUGGGUUUGACCACCACGUGGUGCGGGUCCCGCACACCCAGGCUGUGGUGCUGAACUCCAAGGACAAGGCUCCUUAUCUAAUCUACGUGGAAGUACUUGAAUGUGAAAAUUUCGACACCACUAACGUUCCGGCCCGGAUCCCGGAGAACCGCAUCCGCAGCACACGGUCCGUGGAGAACCUCCCGGAAUGCGGGAUCACGCACGAGCAGCGGGCCAGCAGCUUCACCACGGUUCCCAACUACGAUAACGAUGACGAAGCAUGGUCCGUGGAUGAUAUCGGGGAGCUGCAAGUGGAGCUCCCGGAGAUGCACACCAACAGCUGUGACAACAUCUCUCAGUUCUCUGUGGACAGCAUCACCAGCCAGGAGAGCAAAGAGCCGGUCUUCAUAGCUGCAGGAGAUAUCAGGAGACGCCUCUCGGAACAGCUUGCGCACACUCCGACGUCAUUCAGGAGGGACCCCGAGGACCCGUCUGCCGUUGCUCUGAAGGAACCCUGGCAGGAAAAAGUCAGACGGAUCCGGGAAGGCUCUCCGUACGGCCACCUCCCAAACUGGCGUCUCCUGUCCGUGAUUGUGAAAUGUGGGGACGAUCUCCGGCAAGAGCUGCUGGCCUUCCAAGUUCUCAAACAGCUGCAGUCCAUCUGGGAACAGGAGCGCGUCCCCCUGUGGAUCAAGCCAUACAAAAUCCUCGUAAUCUCGGCUGACAGCGGCAUGAUCGAGCCAGUGGUCAACGCCGUCUCCAUCCACCAGGUCAAGAAGCAAUCGCAACUCUCCCUGCUGGAUUACUUCCUGCAGGAGCACGGCAACUACACCACCGAGGCCUUCCUGACUGCCCAGCGCAACUUCGUGCAGAGCUGUGCCGGCUACUGCUUGGUCUGCUACCUGCUCCAGGUCAAAGACAGGCAUAAUGGCAAUAUCUUGCUGGAUGCGGACGGACACAUAAUCCACAUAGAUUUCGGGUUCAUCCUCUCCAGCUCGCCCCGGAAUCUUGGUUUCGAGACGUCGGCCUUCAAGCUCACUACGGAGUUUGUCGAUGUCAUGGGAGGUUUGGACGGCGACAUGUUCAACUAUUAUAAGAUGCUUAUGUUGCAAGGCCUCAUCGCUGCUCGGAAACACAUGGAUAAAGUUGUGCAGAUCGUGGAGAUAAUGCAACAAGGUUGCCAGCAGUGCUUGGGCGAAACGCAGCAGAGUCAGGUCCCUGCAGUAGCUCAGGUCAUCUGCUCCCAGCUGCCUUGUUUCCACGGCUCCAGCACCAUCCGCAACCUGAAGGAGCGCUUCCACAUGAACAUGACGGAGGAGCAGUUGCAGCUGCUGAUCGAGCAGAUGGUGGACGGCAGCAUGCGCUCCAUCACCACCAAACUCUACGACGGCUUCCAGUACCUCACCAACGGCAUCAUGUGACCUGCCCGCAACGCCGGCCUCUUCCCCUCUCCCUACACGCGGCGGGAUCCCACUCUUCCCCAAAGCCAGAGACCUGAAAACCUUCUCGGAGGGAGCGAGGGAUGGGGGAACACCCCCCUUGCCCUCUCCUUCCUCCUGCGAGGCGCCGGCUGGGUUGUCGCCCUCUCAAUCCGGGCACUGCUUUUAACUGGGUUCCUUUUUAGACACUGAUGGGGUUGUGGGGUGUAAGGGGGGGGAAGAACCCCUCGAACUAAAUAGAGAAACUUUUUUUUUCCGUGUGAAAUCCUGAAGGAUCAUGUAUAGAAAAGAAACCCUCUUGAGAUUUUGCUUUUCUAAGCAAAUACAAAUAAGGGCAGAGCCUUCGAUCUCUGGACGUGAGAAAAAAACAACAAACUAUGUUGUCCCCCUGUGUCUCUGCCCCCACUUCAUCCUUCCCCCCAUUGUUUAUUUCAGUAUUAUACCUCUCCUCCUCUGAACUCUCUCUCCCCCCACCCCCUCCAAACAAUCUCACAAAUGUUUUUAUGGGUCCAGGGGAGACUGAGGGGCACAGUGGGAAAAGAGAGAGAGAGAGAUUAUCCUUGCAACAGCUCUGGGAAAUUGUGCGUUUCUGAGCCUUCUGUUUCAAGGCCACUUUCUUCCCACCGCACCCCCUUGGGUUGUAGUGUGGGGGGGUGAGGGGUACUCCUCCCCUUGGCCAACUUCCAAACCUAUGCAUGGUGGGUUUUCUUCCGCGUGCGUUUGUGCAUUUAUGUCGAGACGAUAAAAUUCCCCACGGCUGCCACUCACCUGUAUUACUUCCUGCACAUUUUAAUGCAAGGUGUUGGUUGCAAGUUGCACAAAGCCGGUUUCUGUAUUUCUUACCGCUUCUCAGAGCACAGUUUUGGGCGUUACUUGGCCAUCAGCGAUGGGGCAUGUAGGCACUGAAGUCUUUGCUCACAGCGGAAGCACUGCAGGGGUUUCAUCUUGCACCUCUUUUACACACACGCGAGACUUCAUUGCAUGGGAAGCAUCCAGGGCUGCUUGGCAAUAAUAACUGGGAGUUUUUAAGUGUUUACUUAAAUCUGUGUUGUGUUGAAAUCAACCUUAGCACUGCUGCAGAAAAUCUCCCCCCACAUAAAUUCAGUGGUGGGGACCACCUCCUUAGCUGUGACGCGUUAAAACAUCCUCACCCUUGUUUCUAGUGUGUUUGGCCAAUUGGCCAUCCUCUUUCUCCCUCUCUCUCUCUCUUUGGGGGUCACACAGAAUAUUCCCCCUAGUCUUGUGUCUCUUCCCUCUUUUUUUAAUCUUUCCUUCGUAUCUGUUGCCCCUGUUUACAGCUCCCGGCAGAGUGACGAAGCAGAGGUGUGGGCCUCUCCCAUGCCAUGCCAUUGCUAGGACUCCCAAGGGGCCGCGUCCCCUUCUUCAGCCGAGUUGCCCUCCCCCAGCCCUUUUGGGCCACAGAUAGUGCCUUCUUCGCCUUUGCUCACGUUAGUGAGCCCUCCCCCUUUAAAAAAGCCACCACCAUCAAGCGUGGAAGGUGUUCCAAAUGACCACUGGGAUGCAGCUCCCUGGGGAUGCAAAUGAUUUUUGCAUUAUGAAUUUCAGAAAUAACUCUCCGUGUCUCUGUGUGUGUGGGAGGGAAAUGCGUUUGACUAAACCGCCACCGCCCCCCAGACUCGGUUGGUACUUUUGACUCACUGAAAGAUUGACGGCCUGUUUGGUUCUGCGGUGGGUGGGGGAACGACCCAGUUUCAUGUAUGAAAAUCUGAAAUUCUGCCUUGGGAGAGUGGGGAGGUGGAGCAAUGCCAUGUGACUGGGGUGUGUGUGCGUUUGUGAGCCCGUCUACGAUACCUUAAUGUGCAUCUGUUUUCUUUCUUGCACAGGCUUCCUGUUGGCCUCUUCCCCAAAUCUCCUCCCUGUAUAUGAUUUUAUUUUUCAUGCUAUGCCACGGGUCCGUGUGUGCAUUAUGUGCAGCGCUUAACGUCAUGCCGUGCUAAAAAAAAAUAUCACUUUUUAUUUUUGCACGAGACCAUAUAUUGAGGGGAGAUCAGCUUGGAAACUGAUGCAUAGAUUGCAAAGACGUGGCAGAUCACAUUCCUUGUCUGUGUGUAUGUGUGUGUUGUUUUCAAAUGUACAAGUUCACUGAGCCCUUUUAAAAAAAAAAUGUGAUGAAAUUGGGGGAAACUGUCAGCUGGAUGUUGUGGCCAGAUGACCCUGUGGGGGUUCUGAUGUAGCAAUCGCAUUACUGCAGAUAGUGAUCCAGAAACAUCUUGGGGGGGGGGUGUCUUCAGCACAUCUCCCCAUUAAAUCUGCAGGGAGGGGGAUUUAAAAGUCUCCUUUCCCACCCCAGCCCCAAGAAGUCUGUGCUUGUGUAUGUAUAAAUCUGUGGUCCCCUCCUGCGUUACCUUCUAUUUACAAAAAUAUAUGGUUCUUGUGGCAGAGUGGGUCAUCACUUUUUUUUUAAGGGACGAAACCCACCUCAACUUCAGUAACAACAACAAAAGUGCAAUCUCAAAAAAAAAAAGCGUUUUUGUGAUGGGCCGUCACUGUCCUCACUCGUUUCAUUAGUUUUGUGUCUCUUCAGUUGUUUGUGUUUAGUUUCUUCUUGUAAGAUAACCCUCUUUUUCCUUUUGCACAGGGUGGGGUUAUACAGCCAUCCUCAGCUACUCUCUUGGGGGGGUGGGAAGAGGGGGACUGGGCAGGGAAAUCAGCUCUUUAAAAACACAACAGCAUGAUUGCAGAAAUGGGGAGGAUUUUUGUACCUCCUAACCUUACAACCUUGCAAGUUUUCUUGCAGCAUUGACUGAUUUUGGCAGAAAGAUGAAUUCCGCAUGGUCAACGGUUAGAAAUUUUCUGCUUCUCUAGGGGAGAAUUAUUCAGUCUUCCUCCACCACCACCCAGCAGUUUUAUUCACAGUCAGUUCUGCAAUGUAAUCUCUUUCCUACAGAGUGCAUUGGAACCGCCCCCUGGCCACCCUUUGAUGGGCUGUGGUGGUUUGAUGAGCCUCACCCAAUAGGCACAAAGCAUGGUUAAAAAAUUCAAUGAAAUUCAGCAGCACUUUGCCGCCACCACCAUCACCAUUAAUUAAAUUCCUCUCCCAUUACAUCAGGCCAGUUCCUACAAGGAACUUCUGAACCACCAUUGUCAGAAGCCUCUGGGUGACUGUAGCAACUAAUGAUCCACAGUAGAUACAGUGCUUCCUGUCUUCCUCUGGGAUGGUGCUUGUUCCACACAGCACCUUCCAGAAACCUCCUGCAUUUCUGCCUGCAGCAACAGAGAAGAUGCUGGCUUUGACAGCUGCAACUGACCCCUUUUGCCAUUCGUCUGACUGCUGCAGAGGGGGGUGAGUCAGCUGUCAAACCAGUAGCUGCUACAGUCACCAAGAGGCUUUGGGGCACCUGGUGACUAAAUGGCCGCUUCUGCAAACAGGCUAUUGACAUCCUAGAUAGGGGUGGUUUUAUUUUAUUCUUCACACACACACACACACAAUCUGGAUUAUUUGAGCAAGGCUUUGCAGGUGUGGGGUAGUCACUGAUCUUGAUUGUAGCUAAAUUGGGAUGCCAGCAAACUGGAUGACCUGUGCAGCUAGAAAGGAGUUGGGGUUUGCCGUUACUUAAGACCACUCCCACAAAAGGGGAGGAGCUUCAAGAAGAGGAUAGGAAAUUAUUGAGGGAAGAGGAUGCAUGCCACCUCUUUUUUUAAAAAAAUAUGUUACAUUAAUGACCCUCCUGGCCUCAUUAAGUCACCUCCCAUUUUCCAGAGCAUUGCUGAUGGCCCCCCAAAAUCUUGGCGCAUGACUUUUUUUUAUGUGUGUGUGUUGGGUUCUUUCAUUCUUUUCCCUAGUUAGUAAGGAUGGGCCAAAACUCCAAAAUAAAAUCUAUGAAAUGAACUUAAAAUUUCUAAUAAAAAUGUCCUUUUUAUAAAUCUAUCUAUAUAUGUAUAUAUAAAAAGAAAAAUGCAAGCCAAAUGUUUGCAGAGAA